AUGUCUUACAUGCAUAAAGCUCAUCCAUUCCAGGACGGUUCUUUUUCACAUUACCAGACAUAUCCUUAUUUACUUGGCCUUACUUUUUAUAGUUAUUCCACAUCACAUUAUCCGCCAUCAUCCGCCGCCCUGCAAUUAGACCGUAACAUAUCAAUAGUACCCAUUCAACAUUCAAAGCUCGAGCCCGGUCCUUCGGAAAGUUCAAAUGAAACUUGGACUCGUGUUUCUGCAUCCGAAACCUCUGCCCCGGCAAAUUUUCCGUUCGGUUCUUAUACAACAAAACCUGCAAGAGCUUACGAUGAAAGAGCUUUAGACUCCGCAUUUUUCGCCAAUCCAUCUAUGAAAAUGCCUUCAAACACUGUCCAACCUUCAAUGAGCUAUUUUGGUGGUCUUCCUCCGCCGAUGGGUUAUAAUCCACAUCAAGUAAAUUAUGGUAAUACGAUGCCGCCAACACCCCAAGAUUAUCCAAUGUCAAUGACUACUAUGCAGAACCAAAAUGGAAAUGAUACGCGAAUUAUGCCACCCCAAUUUCAUGGUCAAAAUCCAAACAGACCCCCUCCGGUUCCUGCUCAAACCAUGAUGACUACCUUUAACUCAAAAACUGUAUCGUCCACUCCUAAAAG
Molecule: messenger RNA, 623 nt
Organism: Racocetra fulgida
Lineage: Eukaryota; Fungi; Glomeromycota; Glomeromycetes; Diversisporales; Gigasporaceae
Source: the annotation of a GenBank genome assembly